ACAUAGACCAAAAGCCUAGAGGCGAAAAGUUUUGAGUUUGUGUCGAUUCUGACGAAUUCAUCGGAUUUCUACAGAUUGGGUACGGUGAUUUCAAAUUCGGAGCUGCAAUGUCUGAUUACGAUAGCCGCUCAGGCGGUGAAAGUGAACGCGAAGGCCUAGAAGAUACUUCUAGGCGAAACAAAAGAGAUGCUGAUGUUGAUGCUUCCGGUGUUCGAGACUCGCAUCACAAGAACAAGUAUUAUGGAUCAGAUCAUCGGCAGUCAAGGACCAGAGAACUGGACCGGCAUCAUGAGAACCGCGAUGGUAGAAGUGUGAAGGAAUACAGAGUUAGGCGCAAUUUUGAUGAUUAUGAGAACCGACGCGAUAAUUACAGACGUCGUGAUUUUGUUCGAGGGAGAGGAAGAAGGCAAAGACAUAGAUCACGUUCUCUUUCAAGGGAUAGAUCUGAAAACCGGCACAGAUCACGUUCUACAUCACCUUCUAAUGGGAAAAGCAAGCGUCGGAGUGGUUUUGAUGUGGCACCAUCUGGUGCGUCUAUGCUGCCUGUUGCGUCUGUUCAAGAACAAUUUCCAAUUGCUUCUCAAACUGUUCCAGAAAUGGUACAAAACAUGUUACAGUUUGGAACAUCGCAGCUUGGAGCCCUACCCUUGAUGCCAGCCCAGGCCAUGACUCAGCAGGCUACAAGGCAUGCAAGGCGAGUAUAUGUCGGUGGCCUUCCUCCUCUAGCUAAUGAGCAGACAAUUGCUAUAUUCUUUAGCCGUGUAAUGGCUGCAAUAGGAGGAAAUUCUGCUGGUCCAGGUGAUGCGGUAGUUAAUGUGUAUAUUAACAAUGAGAAGAAAUUUGCAUUCGUGGAGAUGAGAACCGUGGAAGAAGCAAGUAAUGCAAUGGCAUUGGAUGGUAUUGUUUUUGAGGGGGUUGCUGUGAGGGUGCGAAGGCCUUCAGACUACAAUCCGGCAUUAGCUACAGGACUUGGUCCUAGUCAACCAAGCCCGCAUUUGAACUUAGCGGCUAUUGGACUUACACCAGGUCUGAUUGGUGGAACAGAGGGGCCUGAUCGUAUUUUUGUCGGUGGAGUACCGUACUACUUUACUGAAUCCCAGAUAAGAGAAUUGCUUGAGUCCUUCGGUCCACUUCGUGGAUUUGACCUUGUUAAGGAUAGAGAUACGGGGAACUCUAAAGGCUAUGGUUUCUGUGUCUAUCAGGAUCCAGCUAUGACAGAGAUUGCUUGUGCUUCCCUCAAUGGCUUGAAAAUGGGCGACAAAACUCUAACUGUUCGGCGUGCUACUGACAGCAGCGGGCAGGGUAAACAACAACAGGAAAAUAAAUUUGCUGAAGUUCAGCAGCAUUUUGCCGAGCAGUUAUGGUUGCAGAAAAUGGCUUUACAAGUUGGUGGCAUGGGGCUUCCUGGAGUAGGAACAUUAGGAGUAGCAUAUGCGGAAAUUCCAACUAAAGUUUUAUGUUUAUCUGAGGCAGUUACUGAGGAUUUACUGAAGGAUGAUGAAGAGUACGAAGAAAUAUUACAAGACAUGCAGGAAGAAUGCAGCAAAUUUGGAAAUUUGGCGGGUGUUGUUAUUCCUCGACCGAAUUCUGAUGGACAACAAUUGCCAGGGGUUGGAAAGGUGUUUUUGGAAUAUGCUGAUAUUGCUGGUUGUGCUAAUGCAAGAAAUGCACUUGGUGGGAGGAAAUUUGGAGGAAGUAUCGUGACUGCUGCUUAUUUUUCAGAAGAUAAAUACUACAGCCAGGACUAUAGUGCUUAAAAAAAGUUAACCGGGUCUUUUUUAUUGGUCUGGUUUAUUAUAUGGUAUGACAAGUUCCAAGUGUACAUUAUGCACUGUGAAGUGUUCAUUGGCAAGUGCCAUGUACUGUUGUUAAGGUUUUAUAUUCUGACUACAAUGGGAGCAGUUUUUUGUGCCUUUUCUUUUUACCUUUUUUUUUAUCCAUGGACUUGACUGAGCUUUAUAACCAGCUUAAAUUUCAGCGUACAGCGGUCUGAGAAUUGCAGAAUAGCAUUUUAAACAUUAUAAUUUUAUAUAAUUUAUUUUUCUUGA
This is a messenger RNA of Tripterygium wilfordii, 2048 nucleotides long. RefSeq names its product splicing factor U2af large subunit A-like. Gene Ontology annotation, molecular function: pre-mRNA 3'-splice site binding; poly-pyrimidine tract binding. Gene Ontology annotation, biological process: mRNA processing. Lineage: Eukaryota; Viridiplantae; Streptophyta; Magnoliopsida; Celastrales; Celastraceae. Gene Ontology annotation, cellular component: commitment complex; U2-type prespliceosome; nuclear speck. The transcript is spliced from 18 exons. Bases 108 to 1757 code for a protein of 549 amino acids. The record is from RefSeq and is a predicted model, not a curated record.